GGUGUUGUACCGAAGACCACCUCUUUUCUCUAAACCCCGCCGAGUGUAGAUGGAGCGCGACACAGGCUGAGGUGAGCGGCGGCGGCCGAAUGCCAGGCACAAAUGCACGACCACCUGGCCGCCCUCCUCCGCGGCGGCGGCGGCGGCCGUCACCCGCGCGCAGUCCACGGCGCCGCCGCGAAGCUCGGCUGCCUCGCCUCCAUCUACCUCUGCAACAACCUCCUCCUCUCCUACAUCAGCGGCAGCCUCCACGCGGAAGCACGCCGCCUGUUCGACGAAAUGCCCCAGCGCAACGUCGUCUCCUGGUCAGUCCUCGUCUCCGGCGCCUCUCGCCUCGGCGACCUCCGGGAGGCCUUUCUUCUCUUCUCCGACAUGCUUCGUAGCGGGGAGCGCGGAAGCUGCGACCGCCCCAACUCGUUCGUGCUGGGCGCUCUGGUCGCCGGGUGCGCCCGUGCCAAAGACACCGUCGCGGGCUCGCAAGCGCAUGCCUCCGCUCUCAAGUUUGGUGUGGCCGAGGACGAGAGCGUUGCGGGGGCGCUGGUGGAUAUGUACUCCAAGUGCGGGCGCGUGGACUCGUCGUGGCGGGCGUUUGCGCUCUCGCCGCAGAGGUGCGUCGCCAGCUGGACGAGCAUAAUCAGCUGCCUUGUCAACCAGGGAUGUUCAGAGCACCGUGAUGCAGCAAUUGCCUUGCUAAAGAGGAUGCUGCUCUUGAAGGUUUGGCCAACAAACGCAACGUUUUCUUGCAUCCUCAAGGUAUUUGAUGCACCCGAGUUGCUCCCUGGUGGGAAGCAAAUCCACGGCUGCUUAUUGAAGAUGGGAACUGAUGUUGAUCCUGCUUUAGGAACCGCCCUUAUAGCGAUGUAUGGUAGAUGUGGUGGAGUGAAUGAGAUGGCUAGGUUGUCUUGCCGGAUAAGGCAUGAUGCCUUCUCCAGGACUUCACUUCUUGUAGCUUUUGCACGGAAUGGAUGCAACAUGGAGGCAGUUUGGAACUUUCGUGAGAUGGUCAUGGAAAAUAUGGUGAUUGAUCAGUCAGCUGUAACUAGCCUACUGCAGGUUUGUUCAUCAUUGGGACAGCUGAGAAUGGCCAAGGAGGUCCACUGCUAUGCUCUGAAGACUUUCUUUAAGCUGGAUACAUUACUGCUCAAUGCAACCAUCACUGUUUAUGGAAGAUGUGGGGAUGUCAUGAGUGCAGAGAUUAUAUUUGAUCGUUUGGAAAACAAAGACAUUAUAUCAUGGACGGCAUUAUUAACUUGCUACACACAAAAUGAUCUUGCUCUGGAGACACUCUUGCUCUUCAGGGAAAUGCUUCGGAAAGGCUUAGGAUCUCCCGUCUUUUGCAUUACCAGUGUGCUAAGGGCCUGUUCUAGCACCACAAAUUAUGCUGUUGGGUGGCAAAUUCACUCGAGGGCGGUGAAGUUAGGAAUUGAUGAUGCCAAUUCAGUUGAGAAUGCCCUUUUGACUAUGUACGCCAAGUGCGGAAGUGUUCAUAUUGCACUGAAGAUUUUCAAUUCAAUGAGAAGUAGAGGCAUUAUCUCGUGGAAUGCACUAAUCACAAGUUUUUCACAGCAUGGAAAUGAGGUGGCAGCCAUUCAGCUAUUUGAUCUGAUGCAAGAAGAAGCAGUUUGUCCAGAUGAUUACACUUUUGUCGGGUUGUUAUCAUCUUGCAGCCGAAUGGGCCUAGUUGCUGAGGGUUGUGAGUAUUUCAAACUGAUGAACACCAAGUACAGUGUGAAGCCUAAGAUGGAGCACUACACAUGCAUGGUUGAUCUUUUUGCCCGCGCUGGAAGAUUUUCUGAUGCACUCGAGUUUAUUGAUGCUAUGCCUUGUCAUCCGGACCAACUCGUGUGGGAAGCUUUGCUAGCUUCAUGUAGGACUCAUGGUAAUGUGGAGUUGGGAAGGCUGGCAGCAAAGAAGAUUCUUGAAAUAAGACCAGAUGAUCCUUCACCAUACAUUACAUUAUCCAGCAUUCAUGCUUCAAUUGACAUGUGGGAAGAGAAGGCUUGGAAUCGUACUGUGUUUGAUGUCCAGCGAGUAAGAAAAGAUGUGGGAAGUAGUUGGGUUGCUGGAGAAGAAUUUUCAGAUAAUACAUGCGAUGUAUUACAAGUUGGAAUAACGUAAGAUUGGUGAUGCGUUGAUGUGUCGUUUUCUACACAUCAGGUGGAGUUACACUUGAUAGUUGUAUUGAGGCAUAAUGGACUCAACCGUGUGAGAUUGACUGACUGCUUGCCGCGGUUGUCAUGUCUGGGAAUUGAGCCCAAUGUCAUAUCUCCACUAGAAAGAUGACUUGGUACGAAGGACAAGAUUAUUAUCCUUUAUAUGCCUAGGACUUGGUAUCUUAAGGUGAGUUUUGAUGUUAUUGGAAAUUUAGAGGUGUAAACCCAUUAUUGGAAGCAAAUGCAAUGCCAGGCAUCAAUACCCUUUUUUGCAUUCAACCUCUAAUGGAAGCAAAGAAGACACAAUGCUAAUGUCAGGUUAACUGCAACAUCAACAAUCUGUAUACCAGGAUCUCGUAUGUGCUUACUAUUCAGUAUUCACAAUUCAAAACACUGGAGCUUCACUACUGAAUAUAUGUCAGUAUGUGAUGAUGCGUGCGAUCUUGUUGAGCUUAGGGAUGCAAAGUGGCGUCCCACGUCAGCCCGCUUCCUUAAGUUGAUAAAAAAAGAAUAAGGCUGGCCCCUAUUUGCUGUAAUCAGUACAUUUUAUACUGGCAGCUUAGUUUAGUGGGCCUUAGCACGAUGCCACUUUGCAUCCCUAGUUGAGCUUGUAAUGUAGCCAAAAUACAAGAUGGGUGGAACAGUCAACAGAAGAACUGUAGAGCAACUAUUUUUCGAGUACUUGGAUCUCAUGAAGUUAUCUGACUUCAGUUUACAUUAUACCAGUACCAAUUCUUACAUGGAAAACUAGUUGGAA
Molecule: messenger RNA, 2910 nt
Organism: Triticum urartu
Lineage: Eukaryota; Viridiplantae; Streptophyta; Magnoliopsida; Poales; Poaceae
Product: pentatricopeptide repeat-containing protein At1g74600, chloroplastic-like
Biological process (GO): RNA modification
Molecular function (GO): RNA binding; protein binding
Source: RefSeq, a predicted model, not a curated record